Molecule: messenger RNA, 1557 nt
Organism: Naegleria lovaniensis
Lineage: Eukaryota; Heterolobosea; Eutetramitea; Acrasida; Naegleriidae
Exons: 1
Coding region: 1-1557 (518 amino acids)
Molecular function (GO): phosphatidylinositol binding
Source: RefSeq, a predicted model, not a curated record
AUGUUCAUUAAAAUCAUUCAGUAUCAAGUCGUGGAUGGUAGUCAGAGUGGGGAUAAAAAACCGUUUGUGCUCUACACGAUUCAAGUAUUUUCCAACCAUCAGGCCAAGGAGUUUUCCGAUAAACCAGCCGCCCUCGUGAAUAAGAAUCAUGAUGUGCAGAAUUUAAUAAUGAUGGUUCAUUCAUCAGAAGAAGCUCUUAUUCCUUCCGUUCAUGCUCCUAAUGAUGAUUGUAAUACAAGUGCUAGUAACAAAGAUCAUCUUGAAAUCAUCAACAUGUCUUCGGGUCAGCAUAACGAAGUAACAGUAACUUCCAAGAAGAAGGGAACACUGGCAACUCCCUUUGAUCGGGAAUAUCAGUACUCACAUUUUGAGGAAUUUGAUGAUGAUAACAUGACGAAUACAGCCUCAACACCUGCGUCAUCUUCAUCAUCGUCAUCAUUGAAUGAAAAUCAAAGUAAUGGACAUACUUUUGCUGCUUUAAUUGAAUCUGGCUCGGAGAGUUUCAACAGUAGUAACCAUGGCAAUAUUACUGCCUCAUCUUCAAUGAAUUCAAUAGCUUCGUUUUAUAGACAUUUGGACAGUGGAGAUUGUAUCAUAGCAAAACGAUAUAGCGAAAUAUUGGAAUUUCAUCAACGAUUUAUUGAAUUAUCUCCAGAUUUUGCACGAGAAUUGAAACCCUUCUUUCCGAAAAAGUUAAUCAUGGGAAAUUUGAAAAAAGAAAAUAUUGAAAAGAGAGUAUCACAAUUGAAUGAAUAUUUUGAAAAGAUGGUUCAAAUACUUGAUAUAGAAAUUAGGUCAAACACGAAAUUACAAAAACUAGUGUCACACUUCUUUCUGGACAAACCUGUCGUGUUAUCGACAAGUAACCCAACAAAAAAUCAACACCGAAAUGUGGAUUGGAUGCUUCACAAAGCACCAAAAAUAAGGAAUAAUUGGUUCUUUUCUGCCCCUAACGGAUUUGAACGAUUCAACAAAACAUUUGAUAGAAGGACUGAGUUUAUUUCACCCAUUUUCCAAGGAGUUUCGAUUGAACAACUCCUGACCACAUGGGAAAUAUUUAUUUCCAAACAAGAGAAGGUUGAAUUGUUGGACAGCAAUACAGAAUUUUAUCUCUUCACGUAUCGACAAGCAACAUCGUUAAUUUAUGAUUAUAUUACGGUGCAAUUUGUUCAAGAUAAGCAAACAAUGCCCUCUCCCGCAACGAUUGAUGAAAAAUCAUCUCCUGCUGUAAAUGAACAAGAAAUAGCAAAUCAAGAUGAACGGGAUGCAGAUAAUCUUAGUGAUAUUACCCCUCCAAGUUUUGGUGAUGAUGUUGUGGACAUUUUGAGGCGUUACAGCAUCAGAAAAUCAACCGCCCCUACUAACUCUCCCAAAGCCAAUUCAUCGUCGAUCAGCACUAUGACCAAUGUGACAAAAUUCAGUAUGCUAGUUUACUCAAGAUCUGCCAUUGAUUUCAGUGAUACACACGAAAAGAGAGUGAAAACGUGGUUAGUAGAAUUCAGAAACAUGAUGAUCAAGGAGUUUUCAAAUGUUCGAUUUGCGAACACUUUUGCUUGA